CUAAAUUUAUAUUGUGGCAAGUAGCAUCCAGAAAUCAUACAUUUACAUGAUGCAGUCGUUGAUCUCAACCCAAUACAGGCCAAUAGAUUUCAAUAGGAAGAAGAAGACGAUUAUAUUUCUUUUGCAUCUAAUUUUUUCUUAAUAGGACUCAAAUAUUACAUAAAUUAAAGAUUUAGGACCUAAAUGUCAUGAAAAGAAAAAUGUAUAUACAAACACAAAUGUCCAGUUGUCCACGAGUUACAGAGAUACUUCAAGUUCCAUUUGUUCUUCUUCUUACAUGUAUCCAACACACGUGAAAAAAGCGAUAAGGUUUCUCCUUUAAACCUCUGCCAUUUCUGUUCGAAACACACACUGAACUUUGAUUACCCACUGCAAUUUCAUACCAAGAAAUAUCCACAAAAUCAAACAUGAAUUUUAUAAAAGAGCAAGAAAAUAGCACCGUUGCUGAUUCUCAAGAUCGCAUGUGCGAUUUCUGCGGAGAAACCAAGGCCCUUUUGUACUGCAGAGCUGAUUCCGCCAAGCUCUGUUUGGGUUGCGACAGGGAAGUGCACUCGACAAACCAGUUGUUCAAGAAACACACACGCUGUCUCCUUUGCGACAAAUGCGAUUCUUCGCCUGUUUCUAUAUACUGUUGUACUGAAUCCUUGGUGCUCUGUCAGAACUGUGAUUGGGAGAAACAUGACAAUUUGAGGUUAAUCCAUGAUCGUCGUCCAAUUGAGGGGUAUAAUGGGUGCCCAUCAGUGAGUGAGUUGAUGAGUAUAUUGGGGUUUGAAGAUUUGGGGAAGAAAAAUUCUUUGGGUGAUGGGAAUGAAGGUGGAAAUGAAGGGUUGUUUUCAGAUGUUUUGAUUUGGAAGACUCCUUCGAUUGUGAGUCUUGAUGAUUUGAUUGUUUCGAGUGAUAAUUGUGUCGAUGCUGGACAUAGUUUUCAGUCUAUUGGUGUUCCUCCUUUACCUAAGAACCGAAAUGCUGCGUGCGGAAAACACAGACAAGAAAUACUUUGCCAACUUCGUGAAAUGGCAAAAACAGAACCUAACUUUGAUGAUUUCGUGGAAGACCUUAAACCCCACUUUGAGCUGGAGCCACAAGGAAACUACCAGUUAAAGGAUAGCAGUCGAGGCCUUGAACACUAUGUAGAUCCAGCAUUAGGUUCUUUUCACGAGUUUCUAUUGUGCGGUGAUAGUGGAGGUGUUGCAGAUCAAGACUUUUCUUCUGCCUUAUUAGGUAGCUACAUUGACACAAACCAUUUAGUACCUGAUAAAGAUUCGGAUGUUGGAGAAAGUCCGUUUCAAUCAAAUGGAUGCCAAGAAGGACAAUCAUGUGUUCCCGUUAAUUCUAGACCCUUCGAAGCAAUUCCUAAAGUGGCAGCACGUGAACUGAACAGCCAGGAAAGGGACCUUGCUAUCUCACGGUACAAAGAAAAAAAGAAAACUAGGAGGUUUGAUAAGCACAUCAGGUAUGAGUCGAGGAAAGUACGGGCAGAGAGUCGAACAAGAAUCAAGGGGCGUUUUGCUAAGAUUGAACGCUGAGAGACGGCUGCACAACAAUGUGUUCAAAAAAUCUUGCAGAAAGUAGGAGGGUCAUGGGACAAGGAAAUUCGUAUGCAGAUUUACAAAUUUAUGUUGUGCACUUAAGCACUUGCAAUAAUUUGUAUAGCCUUGGGUUACUAUUGAUUUAGACUUCUAGUUCAUAUUGUGGAAAUUUAGAUGGUAAAAAUGAAUUUUCUGUAUAAAUUAUAGCAUGUAACUAUGAAAUGUGAUGCUUAAGUUUUUGUUUACGAAGAUCUUGUUUUUGCUUA
Olea europaea var. sylvestris is the source of this 1795-nucleotide messenger RNA. Its product is annotated as zinc finger protein CONSTANS-LIKE 13-like. Lineage: Eukaryota; Viridiplantae; Streptophyta; Magnoliopsida; Lamiales; Oleaceae. The record is from RefSeq and is a predicted model, not a curated record. Bases 408 to 1526 code for a protein of 372 amino acids. Gene Ontology annotation, molecular function: zinc ion binding; protein binding. The transcript has 4 exons.